This is a messenger RNA of Neltuma alba, 1080 nucleotides long. RefSeq lists its product as uncharacterized. NCBI's taxonomy places the organism in Eukaryota, Viridiplantae, Streptophyta, Magnoliopsida, Fabales, Fabaceae. The coding region runs from base 1 to 1080 and encodes 359 amino acids. The transcript is spliced from 8 exons. The record is from RefSeq and is a predicted model, not a curated record.
AUGUGCUGGCUUAUUUCUUUCAUGAUGCUAUCCGCUUCUGGCAGAGCCACCAGGGCCUUCCUAUUCGUCAAAUGCCCAGCAGCUCCAAAAUCUUCACUUGGGAGCAGAACCCACUUUGACCUACGACGAGGAAAAUCGCGUAUCGCUUUCUCUUUUGAUUCUGCUGCUCCCUUUCGCAUGGGAGACCCUAGUGAAGGGGACAUUACGUUGCAGGAAUGGCAGGGAUGGGGCACCACUUCCCCUCUACCCAGCAUGGUUAUGGAGAUCGUUGAGGAUUUGAAGGCCUUAGAGAAAGAAGUUGACGCCAACAUGAGCUUUGGUGGUGUUGGUGGGAAGCUUCAGGGAAAUCUCGGAAUUCAAGAAGAUAAGAAACAUCGAGUAAAAUAUCAGGCAUUAGGUGAUUCAGAAAAAAAGCUUCAAUUUUACGCAGCUCGACAAAUAGCAUGUCGCUUGCUUGGAAGCAGAGGUUAUCUUUGUCAGAAGUGCUGGCUUCCUAUGGAGGAUUGUAUGUGUUCUAAAGUCACAUCUCGUUCUCUGGGGCCUGGAGAUUUCCUACGACAAAACAACACUGGAAAGAUAUUGUGGCAAGUCUUUGGUGUUGAAGCAGCAACUUUAUGCCUUUUUGGUAUCCCUGUACAUGAAGAAAUCAUGUGGGACUCAUUUAAAUUGGCAGGAAAAGGCAAUGUUUGGUGCCUCUAUCCCAACAAGAGUGCAGUAGUAAAAUCAGUUCAGGGUGCAUUUGGUCAGGAACUAAUUGGAAAUUAUGGAAUCACACUAGCAAAGACAAAAGAAGAUAAGACUCUGAAUUUUAUUUUAAUUGAUGGCACAUGGAGCAAUUCAGCAGCAAUGUUCAGGCGUCUUCAGGACCAAGCAAACUCUAUAUGGGGAGAUGAAGACCUUCCUUGUAUAUCAUUGACUCCGGGUGCUUCUGCCAUGCAUAAACUUAGGCCCCCCCAACCACCUGGGACCGUACCUGCACAGCAGCGGCCGCUGCUGGCCUUCUCUCUGAGCUUCAACUUCUUCCACAGUUUAGCUCUAUUGGAUUGGAUAAGCAAGCUGAAGCAGUGGAAGAUACUUUAA